Fonsecaea erecta is the source of this 1746-nucleotide messenger RNA. RefSeq lists its product as hypothetical. The transcript has 2 exons. Gene Ontology annotation, molecular function: protein binding. NCBI's taxonomy places the organism in Eukaryota, Fungi, Ascomycota, Eurotiomycetes, Chaetothyriales, Herpotrichiellaceae. The record is from RefSeq and is a predicted model, not a curated record. The coding region runs from base 1 to 1746 and encodes 581 amino acids.
AUGGCUUCUGCCGACGGCUCGCCUGUAGAUCGCAAAAGCAAGAUCGCGAAGCGUUCAUCCAACUCAUAUACCUCGGAAGAGUGGCGGAUGCAUCGACCUUUAAUAACCCAGUUAUACUUCGAGGAAGGCCGAACUCUCAAGGAUGUGGCCGAAUACUUGAAAAGAGAAUAUGAUUUUGUACCUACUGAGCGCAUGUAUAAAAGCCGACUCCAUACAUGGGGUCUGGAUAAGAAAAAGAAGGAGCACGAGAUGCUCGACUUAGUUCGCCAAGGCCUGCAACAAAAGGGCGACGACAAGCAAAAGGUCUUCUUGGUAAGAGGAAGGCAAGUUACCCUAGCCGACGCCUUGCACUACUUCAAUCGCAAGGGUAUCAAAGACCCCUCGAGCCUUUUGGAGCCUCAAAGAUCAGUAUCCGGCGACCUAUCAUCUCCCGAGGAUGCUGACGUCAAAACGCCUCUGUCAUCCAACGAUGACAUGCUCAACACGGCCCAAGAUGCAUCUGAUUUCGAAAUGACAAGAAGUCCCAUGGAAAUGGGCGACCAAGAAAAGCCCGCCAUAGCCUUGAGACUAAGGACUUCCGACGUUGCCGCCGAUCGCCUUGCUAUUCUACAGGAAGCCUUGAACAUACCCGAGCUCCCGCCAAUGCCACCAUUCCGGACGCUUUCUGUCGAAUCAUCAGUCGCGCAGGUCACGGUUUCGGCUGAAGACCAACGAUAUCAAGAUGUCAUCUUUCAAAAUAUGCAGAACCACUACAUGAACUUGUUUACGACGCGGAAUUUGUCCAUCCGCAACACUACCGGUACGUGGACUGCUACCUCGGACGACGCCCUGGCCGACAGGUUCUACUAUUCCAUGUACCACGGCUAUUCGUUUCUCUGGAACGGACAGCGGGAUCGGGCAUUUGACAAUUUUUACAAAGCGUUUGCACUCAUUGAAGGCCUGCUGAAGGACGAUCACGUUGGCUUCAUGAUUUACAUCUUUGACCUGAUUAUCCGACAUGAUGGAACUGGAUAUGAGGAACCGUUACUCAUGCUUUUGCGACACUUGGCCGACAUGGCCAAAACCGUUUUCGAAUCUGAAGAACAUCCGAUCUAUAUUAUUGCCACGCACAUGCACGACGCCACGAUGUCACGGGCUUGGUUGGCCGAGUCCACCUUACGUCGACUGCUCGAUUUCUUCCAAGAUAGCAUAGGCUACUUCCACCCCGAAACGAUCGCCUUACUACAGACCUUCGCAAGUAGUCUUCUGAACCGAGAACAUUUCGCUGAAGCCGCCGUGAGAUUCCAGCAGUUGGUCGAUGCUUUCGAAACCACCGUGAACAAACGCUGCUACGAGGCUUGCUAUGCUCUGCGGUCUACUUCCGAGGCCUUUUUCCACAUGGAAGAAUACACGCGGGCACUCCAAGCCAUCAAGGCGGCGCUGGAGCGGUCACAGACUUUGCCACGGCCUGAGGAACGUGAGAUCUAUGUUCGAUGUUUGCGAGGGUUGGCCGAGAUCUCGAAUCGGCUGGGUCGGAAGGAGGAAGCUAACGAAACCAUGCAACACGUGGUGGAUAUCUGUCGGGAUGCAUUUGGACCUGAGCAUCCAUUCACGAAUCGUGCUAGGAUGCAUCUCAAAACAAUUUUAAAAGGCGACGCAACCAGCGAUUCUGCAAUCCCACCGAUGGUGUACAGGUUAGGUCGAGGGGGAAGCGCCGCCAAAUAUAUCUGGAUUUCUCGGACAAGUCCUACUCGACUGCAGGCUUAA